GCGCCCAUUGGCCGUCGGGCGCGGGGGUGGGCGGGGCCGUGGGAGCGCAGGCCGGCCCGGCGGCGGAGCGGCCGGGGAGCGCUCGCCGGAGGCGGCCGGAGCGGUUCCGCGGAGAGCGAGCUGGAGAUGGUGGACCAUCUUGCAAACACUGAGAUCAACAGCCAGCGCAUUGCUGCUGUGGAAAACUGCUUUGGGGCUUCCGGGCAGCCCUUAGCUGUGCCAGGACGGGUCCUUCUAGGAGAAGGGAUUUUAACCAAAGAAUGCCGCAAGAAACCAAAGCCUCGCAUUUUCUUCCUUUUCAACGACAUCCUCGUUUAUGGCAGCAUAGUCAUCAGCAAAAGGAAGUACAAUUCCCAGCACAUCAUUCCCCUUGAAGAUGUCACUUUGGAGACGCUGCCAGACACCUUGCAGAUGAAGAACCGCUGGAUGAUUAAAACCUCCAAGAAGUCCUUUGUGGUUUCCGCGGCCUCCCUCACGGAGAGGAAGGAGUGGAUCAGCCAUCUGGAGGAGUGCAUCAGGCACCUGCUGACAAAGACGGGCCGGCAGCCCUCCACGGAGCACGCGGCCCCCUGGAUCCCCGACAAGGCGACGGACAUCUGCAUGCGCUGCACGCAGACCAAGUUCUCCACGCUCACCCGCAGGCACCACUGCCGCAAGUGCGGCUUUGUCGUCUGCGCAGACUGCUCCAGGCAGAGGUUCCUGAUGCCCCGGCUGUCCCCCAAGCCCCUGAGGGUCUGCAACCUGUGCUACAGGCAGCUGCUGGCGGAAAAAAAGAAGGAGGCGGAGGCAGAUCGCAGGCAGCCGGAGCCGAUCGGCUCUGCCAUCCCAGCCUACGAACCCUCCAGUGGUGAUGACAGCGACAAGUCUGAUGACGACAAAGCUGAGCAGUGGCCAGCAGACACAGAGUUUUAUACCUCAGAAGUAUCCUGGUCAUCUUUCCAUAGCUGACCUUCUUGGGAGCUGGUGGCAUUUAGACAUCAGGAAGCCAACUUCUGGCCUCCAAUGUGUGUCCUUCUUGAUGUUUUCUCUGGAGGCUGUGCCUGGGAAGGUGGAUCUUGGCCCCUGUGCGUGGUGUCUGUGUGGGGAGCAGAGAUGGGGUUACCCCUCUUAGAGCGUGUCUCAUACGACACAAGCACAGAGAACAACAGCUCGGUGAAGAGCAGGGACUGCAGCAGAGACCUGGGAAUCAGCCUUGGCCAAAUGAACUCACCAUUCAGUGCCUUAGUCUUCCCGUCUGCAAAAACAGAACAAUGCUAACUUCUUUUCUCAAAUUAUCUUUGAGAUUGGCUCUUGGGAGAAAAAGGAGCAAGAAAUCCUGGACUUAAACACACUUACCUGCUAGUGGUGUGUUCCUCGGUCGCAGUGAGGGGCACACUGGAUGGCAUUUUCCAUGAGCAGUGCAUCUACAUCAGAAAUUCUCAUUGCAAGCCUGCCAGCCUGAGGGGUAGCCUCUCAUCCCCACCUGGUAAGGUCUGCACAGGCUUCCAUGUCUGCACCCGCGUCUCUCGGCUUCCUAAGCACUAAGGAAAUGGUGCUUCGAUUGCAGGGACCUCAUAUGAGAUUUGGUGUGAGCAGCCUCAGCAAAGUGCUGAGCAUCCAGCUCUCUUGCAUGGAAGGAAGCCAUGUUGGUGGUACUGGGUCAGGAGGGAGGAAGGAGAGGGGAAAGGGACAGGUACAAUUAGACAGAGGAGUGAAAUAAGGAGGGAGAGGCUUAACCACAGUUGACUCAACUAACUGCAGAGCCCCAGAUCUCAAAACCAGGCAGUUCUGACAGACUACCAGCAGUGUGAUGAACUCAAGCCUAUCAGGUAAAAGGAUAGCCCAGGGAGGACUUGUUAAAAGUGUUUAAAAAUCUAGGAAAAUGCCCCAGAUUGAGAUCCUAUGAAGCACAGCACUUCCACUUCCCUCCCGAGCAGGAGCCCAAGACAUUGAAUGUUCAUUUGUGGGCUCACCUCACAUCUAUCAGUCUCAUGAGUCCAAAGUUAAGGUCAUUUAUAUAUUUCCAGGAUUGGAGCCUGAGACUUUACAGUUAACUCAAGAUCAACUUUAAAGUUCAAAUUAAGUUAGAAAUAAACUGCAUCUAUUCAAGUAUUCUGUCAUAAUAUAGUGUGGGAGUAAAUACAUCAAGAAUCAGACAACAGCAAUUGUUUUGCAGCAGACACUUCUACAAACUCCGUUAUUACUUUUAGUAUAUUUUUGUAUUAUGUAUUUUAUGCUCUGGAAAAGGAACAUGGCUAAGAGUACGCUGCCAAUUGUACAGGCUGCUUCCUUACCAUGACCUGUUCCAAACAGUGAAUUGCCUGCCAGACUUAGGGGUUUUUAAAUUUCAAUUCAAAGUAAUCGUUCUUACUGCCUUUUGUAAACUGCCACUGUUCCGAUGAAUUUGUAUCACUUGACUGUGUGUGAAUAAAGAUACAGCCAACAGGAAGAAGCCAAGAAAA
This is a messenger RNA of Columba livia (rock pigeon), 2441 nucleotides long. It is a transcript of the gene PLEKHF1, whose product is annotated as pleckstrin homology and FYVE domain containing 1. Bases 127 to 948 code for a protein of 273 amino acids. Gene Ontology annotation, biological process: positive regulation of intrinsic apoptotic signaling pathway; endosome to lysosome transport; endosome organization. Lineage: Eukaryota; Metazoa; Chordata; Aves; Columbiformes; Columbidae. The transcript has 2 exons. The record is from RefSeq and is a predicted model, not a curated record. Gene Ontology annotation, molecular function: metal ion binding; phosphatidylinositol binding. Gene Ontology annotation, cellular component: early endosome; lysosome.